Messenger RNA from Enterobius vermicularis (human pinworm), 666 nucleotides. The record is from the annotation of a GenBank genome assembly. Lineage: Eukaryota; Metazoa; Nematoda; Chromadorea; Rhabditida; Oxyuridae.
AUGCAUUUUUCAAAUCCAGUUCAAAUACUGCUACUAUACAGUAUGCUUGCAUUUGUUUCCUAUAUUGAAAGUCAUGAGUUUCGUGACGAAGCCCCAUUUUUACAUGUACUGCCGGUUAUCACAUUGGCUGCAUUAACACUACCACUCACAAUGGAGAAGAAGCCCAAGCUAUGUACAGCGGCUUCAUUUUUGGCGUUAGCGGAAGGCCAUUAUAUACAAAUUGUAAGUCGCCGAGGAGCUGAGUGGUCCUGUGUCUUAAUAGCAAUUUCUCAUUUGUUCUAUCUGGCGUCAUUUGUCUCUUACGUCCGUAAAAUUUGGUACCAAAUUUGCGUACCAAUCAUAAUCUGCUAUUUUUCUUUAAUAUAUCAUUGUUUUGGUGAUAUCUACUGGUCAUUUCCAAUGCUAACUGUACUUAAUGCCCUGCAGAUUGCAAUUAUCUGCGGUUCAUUAAUUGCAGCAGCUUCACUAUGGCGAUGGAAUUCUGCGACGGGUGCCUCACAGGCUGAUUUGGUCCGGUUUAUUGGGCUUCUGUUAUGUUUCGGAUGCAGCUCUCUAGUAAUAAUCAGUCGUUUUGGCGUACGAAUUGAUAAAUUCAGUUUCACCACAAAAACGCUCUCAUACAUAGCACAAGGCCUACUGUUCCUGGCUAACGAGAGGGCAUUCUGA